AUGGUGAUAGUACAGAGGUGGAAGCCCAUCAUCUCACCGGCCUUCCCUUCGCAGAUCCCUUUCUGGAUCCAUCUCAAAGGACUCCCACUCCAUUACUGGAAAGAAGAACUCAUCUGCAAGAUUGGGAGGGAGAUAGGAGAGCUCCUCGAGUUUGAGCUCUCGAAGACAGUUGCAAAAGUCAAGAUCUCGGUCAAUACCCUGAGCCCGAUAGUAAAAGAAACGGAGAUUGAGUUCACUACGGGAGAGGUGGCCCUUAUUACUCUGGAGUACGAACGCCUGGGACUCCACUGCUCCGUCUGUAACAGCUUAGCCCAUGAGUACCUGGAUUGCCAAGACAGACAUAGAGAAUCAAACCAAACCCCAUCGCGGCACGAGGAAAGCAAAUCUAACACAGGGAAUAGACUACAAGAACAAGUUCCCAAAUACCCACGUGAAGAACAGCAAAGAAGGGAGCAAAGAGAAACGGAGCAAAAGAAUACGGAAAGAAGAGAUAGACAUGGAAAUCUGGUGAGAGAGAGGCCCAUCUACACAAACAGAGGAAGAGAACCACAACAUGGAUAUGACAGGUACCGCAAAACGGCAACAAACAUGAGAACAAGCCCCAGAACACCACGGAGGAACUAG
Messenger RNA from Microthlaspi erraticum, 624 nucleotides. The record is from the annotation of a GenBank genome assembly. Lineage: Eukaryota; Viridiplantae; Streptophyta; Magnoliopsida; Brassicales; Brassicaceae.